Eimeria tenella is the source of this 615-nucleotide messenger RNA. RefSeq lists its product as uncharacterized. Bases 1 to 615 code for a protein of 204 amino acids. NCBI's taxonomy places the organism in Eukaryota, Apicomplexa, Conoidasida, Eucoccidiorida, Eimeriidae. The record is from RefSeq and is a predicted model, not a curated record. The transcript has 4 exons.
AUGGCCACUCUGGGGGAGUCCAAUGAGGCAGCAGCAGAACUGCUGAGCCUUUCUUAUCAGCAAAUUGGCGACAACUGGGUGCGGGGGCAGCAGCUUGUGGGGGGGGGGCCCCCCUCGGGGGGCGGGAGGCCCCAAGAUAUUGACUUUAGGACUUUCCAGCAAAGGGACACUCAGGAGGGCACCGCGGCAGAGGAAGGGGAGGGUUUGCUUCGGGCGGAAGUGGGGCCCCCUGGGGGCCCCCCCAGGGCUCCAGAGGCUUUGGGCAGCAGCAGCAGCAGCAGCAGCAGCAGCAGCAGCAAGCGCCGCAGAGAGGAGGGGUCCACCGCUAUAGAAGAGGAGGGGGCAGGGGAGGCGGCAGGGGAAGUGUGGGGCCCGCGACGGGCGGGCCGUUGCUGCUGCAGCGCAGCAGCAGAAGCAGCAGCAGCAGCUCUCCAGGACCACGCAGCUGCGCAAGGAGCGCCUCGAGCUGCUGCAGGAGACCCAGGUGCGCAGAGCAGCAGCAGCAAUGAAGCACCAGCAGCAGCUCGUGCUGCAGCGCGAAAAAGCAAAACAAGAACAGAAAGAAAGGCAGCAGCAAGCAGUAGAAGCCCGCAAGGAGGCAGCAAGGCACUUUGA